Messenger RNA from Varroa destructor (honeybee mite), 2407 nucleotides. Its product is annotated as p21-activated protein kinase-interacting protein 1-like. Gene Ontology annotation, molecular function: protein binding. The record is from RefSeq and is a predicted model, not a curated record. NCBI's taxonomy places the organism in Eukaryota, Metazoa, Arthropoda, Arachnida, Mesostigmata, Varroidae.
ACGCCGUAUUCGUCGACACAGCUCUGUGAAGGGUUGACAUUUUUCCAAAUGGCAAAAUGUAAAAUCCUACCUAAAUCGAUAUAUUUUGAAAGAAAUUGAAUUUUAUAGAAGUCUAUCAUUCAUGUUACUUUAUUUUCCAUUAGGAUUUGGAAGCGCCUAUUAAUAUGGUUAGAAAGUAGCGAAAGUAAACCUAAUUGAGAGGUUAUGGUAAUGUUAAAAACAAUGCAGUGGUGUUUUCGCGUUCUCUUCAAAACAAAAUGCACGUGAAUGGUGUCUUGUUCCCGUAUGUCCCGGUUGGCUUUUUAUACAGCUGAACAUCUUCUAAGAUUGUGAAGUGAGGAGACGUCGGUAAAAAUGAAGGAAUUAUCAAAGCCUUUACUGGAAGGCGUAGAAGAAUUUGAAAUCGUUCUGGCAACGUACGAGAAUUUUGUUCUUGGCUACUCAUUUCGAAGGCUGCAGGAUGACCUAUUUUGUCUUGUGCAGAGCUUUGCGAAUUCAGGUCAUCGUGCGUCUGUACGGACUGUGGCGAGUGGGGGCAAAUUCAUGGCAUCCGGCUCCUCAGACGAAACUAUCCAAUUAUAUAACAUGGCAAGUCGCAAGGAGAUGGGAAGUCUUGUGAAGCAUGACGGAACAAUCAACGCGCUCAGGUUUCAUGGCCAGACACAUCUCUUUUCUGCUAGCGAUGACGGCACAAUUUGCGUCUGGGAUACAGGAAGUUGGCAGUGUCUCAGAACGCUCAAGGGGCACAAACAAGCCGUUAAUGAUAUUGCCGUCCAUUCAUCAGGCAAACUUUUACUAUCAGUCUCUAGAGAUAAAUCUCUAUACACAUGGAAUCUGGUCAAGGGUCGACCCGCGUUUAUCACGAAUAUCAAAGUGGAGGCUUCACGUGUUGAGUGGUGUCCCACCGACGGACCUGGCGACCUUUUUUUGGUGAUCCAUGCAAAUCAAUGCGAUAUCUAUUCAACCGCCGCCGGUGGAAUCGUGGGAAGCAUUGACUUUGGCAAAAAAAUAUCCGAUCUCGCAUUUAUCGGUAGACAUCUCGUGCUGAGCGGUGAAGAGGGCAAGGUGAACAUAUUCGAUCUGUCAGUGAGAGAUGACCUCGGCAGAGUGGCUCCGUCGUGUUUGGUUGACUUCAAUGCCGACCCAUCAGGAGCGCGUAUAAAAUGUGUAGCUUAUGCAGGCCCUUCUGAGCUAAUGGGAUGCCAUUACCUCGUCACAGCCACCAGCGAAGGAGUGAUUACCGUGUGGCGCGUUAACAUCGCAAGUGAAAGCAGUGACGACAAAAAUAAAGUACGUCAACUCACAAACACGACAGCAGGUUGCAGGGUGACGGCAUGUGACAUCUACAUAAAAGCAACUGAAAGUGAUGGACCCUCAGCAGGCGAUGACCGCAAGGCCGCGGCAAAACAGGAAACAGUGUUAAAAAAAACAACUGCUACAAAGAAAAGACCGUCGAAAAGCGAAAAUUAUCAAAAAAAAAUAGACGAACGACGACAACAACAAUUCAUCGUCGAACCGAAAAAGAUUAGGACCCUAGACAUAAAACAAGUAAGGAAACCGGGCACUGUCAAAGGCAAGAAGACAUAAAUAACGUAGUGAAAAUAGAACUCGCGCCAGACCAAGUUGCGGCUAUUGCGAUAAAAAAAAUGUAAAAAAAUACUUUGUACACAUGUCAUAUUGCAGAAUAAAAAACAAUGAUGACAUUCUCAUGAGCUAGGUCGGCUAUGACAUGCAAACUGACACGUUGGCAGAAAUUACGUUUGGACUGCCGUUGUGAUAAUGACAAUCUCUUUGUAAAACCUUUAGACCAACUGUUAUAUCAGACACACUUCAAAGAUUUGUGUCUGAGUGGUGCAUUACAAAAACGUAUAUCAGGCAAUCAAAGAGAAGCAAGGCAAAUUAGUAGUUGCAUAUUCGUGUAUCAUAAGUAAUGAAAUUUAACGCCGUAAGGGCCUAUUUAUUAUCAUAAUGAGGUAUUACAUUAAUCUGUAUAUCAAAAAGAAACAAAGUACAAGACGCGUAUAUAUUGAUUCUUUGAUUAAGAAAGACUAGUAUAACAAUUUGCUGCCGCACAUUUAAAAAUUGUGUUUGAGCGGCAGCGAAUUUAUGCGAUACGCCAUACGAAUUAGGUGCCUCCGGUUCAAAUAAAAAUGUACUGAAUUAUAAAAUGGGCUAACACUGAGGCGCUCGUUUAAAAUGGUUUAGUUAUUUCAUGAACGUUAGCUAGAUUGUAUUGUGCUAUAAAAUAAAUACUUCAAAUAAAUCCAUGAUGCAGGAAAUAUAGAAUCACAGGCGAGUAUUCUAAUCCUGCUGUUCAUAGUUUGUUUCUCACGUAGGUAGUUUCAUCCGGUAAUUGUUUACUAUAAAUAAGGAACUACUGAUUUAUAUUAAAUCAGUUGAUUAUAAU